Messenger RNA from Umbelopsis ramanniana AG, 1999 nucleotides. RefSeq lists its product as uncharacterized. The record is from RefSeq and is a predicted model, not a curated record. NCBI's taxonomy places the organism in Eukaryota, Fungi, Mucoromycota, Umbelopsidomycetes, Umbelopsidales, Umbelopsidaceae. Bases 45 to 1916 code for a protein of 623 amino acids. The transcript is spliced from 4 exons.
CACACGAGAUACACGCUUUCUUGAACUUGUCGACAUUGGGUGUCAUGUUACUCGGAUGGUACCUGAAAUACGGCAUUAGUUUAGCAGCAAGUGGACUUUUGCUAGUGGUAGCCACAGAAUCAACCAACAAUCCACCAGCAACCCCCAAACGCUACGACUUAGAUAUCAAGUCUGGAACAUUCAUUGGACCCAUUGAAUCAAGUAACCCUCACAUCCAACAACGCUCUAACAAUCCUUUCGGCGGCCAUGAUUAUUUAAUAUCGACCCACCAACUUUCAUACAACGUUCAGGCCGCAGGACGGCUCCUCUAUGGCGUAUCAUCGUCAUUGGCACAAACCCCAACAGUUUCCAUCAGUGCCGCUCCUCCCACACAAACCACUGCUACGGUCCAAGCUGGCCAAGGAUCCACGAUAGCGUUAGCUCCUCCAACAGUGACUACAGCUCUGACGAACACUUCAGGCACCAAUGUUAUAACCUCUUUCACAUCUGAAAUUGAAGUUCGGCUCAAAUGUAACUUGGACGCGACUUUUUGUUCAAAAGUGGCCAAUGCAUUUGGAUCGGCUAUAAGCCAACUCGGACAGGUCCUCCGCGUCAAAAAUAGAAUUGUCGUUGAUGCCUCUUAUUACAACUUUUGCGAUAAGCAAUGUGCUAACGGGACGUAUGGCUGGGCUCUGCCAUCCUCUCAGUAUACCCUACCUAAUUUACGUGGCGUGGAUCCGAACUAUUUACACCCGCAAGCAUUAGCGAAGCAGUUGUCACCGUACAAUUCUACCUCAUGGUCUACUUCGGACGGUCAAGAUUUUGAUAUAUCGGCGGAAUUCAACCAUGAUGCCUAUCUGGCUGGGACGACCACAGCUUCCACGCAAGGUUGGAAUGGAACGGGUGUCAUACCAGGUGGUCGAUUUUGGUUCCAGGAGGAUACCACUAUUCGAUCAGACCAAAUCGACAUGGAAUAUAUUAUAUUGCAUGAGUUAUUACAUGGCUUGGGUUUCCUAAGCUCAUGGGGAUCUUAUUUUGUUGGCCCAGAAUCGCCGUAUUUCUUGUCUCUUCAAAGCAUGGUUGACCCUUCAUACCUUUCCAUCGCCACGUUGACGCCAAAUUCGUACACAGACAGCAAAAGUGGAGCCGUAUAUCUCACUGGGUUUUUACCGGGAAUGAUCUUUGACAAAUAUGCUAUUGCCAAUACGACACAUGCAGGGUAUUCACAAUCACUAGCUACCAUUGGAGAUGACAUACAAAACUUUUGCCUUCAAAACGAUGGCGCCUACAUAGUCAAUUUCAUCAAACAGUUUCACAAUAGCAACCACUCUUCCAAUGCAGAAUAUGUAUACAACCUCCUCCACACCAACCAAAGUAUGGCAUUCAACCUUUCUUCACAGUCAUUUAGCAACCUUUUUUCGGCCGACCAACAACCGCUCAUGGCUAAUAGUAUCACUUUAUACUCUGCUUCAAACACCAGCAACACUGAACUUUCUCCAAGCAAUUUUCGGCCUGGGCUGAUGAUGUCGCACUUGGAUGAUUCGUACCUGGGGACACCCAACUUUCUAAUGUCCCAUUCCUAUGAGAGUGGUAUCACUUUGCAAGAUUUGACAGCAAAGGUAUACCAAAACUCUCCGCCUAUUUAUAUUAACACCACUUUGAACGGCACCACCGUCCAGACUCUCUAUAACUUUACCAUUGGACCUGGCAUAUUGGACAUUCUCAACACAAUUGGCUAUGGAUCCAUCACCAACAAUGUUACCUACCCAGCUGUCUUUAGCUCCGACAAACAAUAUGAGCCGAAAAAGAGAAGCGGUUGCAGCUCGGGCGGUAUGUCUGGAUCACAAACUUCCUUUGGAAUAUCCAUUAGGUCUAUCCCGCUGCGUAUACCUUUGGUCAUAGCCGUUGCCUUAGCGACAUUGAUACCACUCUUAUAGAUUUCGAAAUCCCCAUUUUGUACCACUACAUGAUAAGAAAAUGACGCUCGGCAGCAGGUUGAUAUUGCAAAAAGUAGAUUGUA